GCUGGUGUCUGUAUUUGGCACAACUGUUUGGCCAGUUUUUUGUGCCCCAGAUAACAAUGGCGAGCAGAGAACUUCUGACGGCAGUGAGUGUGAUGGCGUUUUUGCAUGCAUCUGUAUACCCGGCAACAGGAAUCGAGUGGCAUAAUGCCAAGCAUCGGGUGCAGGACUACCCGUUUCGUAACGUGUCGCUCAGCUGGCAAGAGCGCGUGGCGGACCUGGUCAGUCGUCUGACUUUGGAGGAAAUACAGGAACAGAUGGGAAGAGGAGGGGCUGGUAACAUAGGUGGACCGGCACCCGCCAUUUCUCGUUUGGGUAUCGGCCCGUACGAGUGGGACACAGAGUGUCUGAGAGGAGAUGCGGACGCUCCUGGCAACGCCACCGCCUUCCCCCAGUCACUGGGACUCGCUGCCUCCUUUAGCCCCAACCUAGUUUACAGAAUGGCAGAGGCGACAGCUGUGGAGGUACGUGGUAAACACAACGACUUCGUGAAGCAAGGCAACUACAGCUUCCACACCGGUGCCAGCUGCUUUUCGCCAGUCAUCAACAUCAUGAGGGACCCCAGGUGGGGGCGGAAUCAGGAAACAUAUGGAGAAGACCCUUACCUCAGUGGAAUCAUGGCGACUAGCUACAUCCGGGGACUUCAAGGGGACGACCCACGCUACGUCAGGGCCAGUGGCGGGUGCAAACACUUCGAUGUCCACGGCGGACCGGAGGACAUUCCCGUGUCCAGGUUCAGUUUCAAUGCCGUUGUGUCUGAGAGAGACUGGCGAACGACGUUUUUACCUGCCUUCAGAACGUGUGUGCAGGCUGGGACAUUCAGUGUCAUGUGCAGCUACAACAGCAUCAACGGUGUGCCGGCGUGCGCCAACCAAGAGCUGCUGACGGACAUUUUGAGGAACGAAUGGAAAUUCACCGGCUACGUCGUCAGCGAUCAGGGUGCUAUCGAGAUGAUCAUCAGCAACCACCACUACUACAACAACAGCGUCGACACCGUGGCGGGUUGUGUUAAUGCGGGCGUCAACCUGGAGCUGUCUAACAACCUGCAAACCCCGGUUUUCUUUUCGCUUGUGGAGGCCGUUCAGCAAGGAAAACUGACUGAAGACAAAGUUCGAGAAAUGGUGGCGCCGCUCUUCUACACCCGUAUGAGGCUCGGGGAAUUUGACCCUCCGGAAAUGAACCCUUACAACAAUCUGACCUCAGCAGAGGUUGAAACAGAGGAGCACAGGGCUUUAGCGGAGGAGGCAGCUCUCAAAUCAUUCGUGUUGUUGAAAAACAAUGGAGUGUUGCCAUUCUUUAGUCUUAGCUUCUUCACGGUAGCAAUUGUAGGACCCAUGGCCAACGCCACGAGGGACGUGCUGGGGGACUACGCGGCCAAUGCCCCGGAUGACGCCUUCGUCACGGUGCUGCAAGGGCUGGGGAGCUUCACUGCCGGGGUGCAGUAUGCAUCAGGGUGCGACAACCCUGUCUGCCAGAACUACGACCGCGACAGUGUACUAAAAGCAAUAAACAACACCAACGUCACUUUUGUUGUCCUGGGUACAGGUCAAACAGUGGAAUCGGAAGGUCGGGAUCGUCCUAACUUGGAGUUACCUGGGCAUCAACGGGACCUUCUGACUGACGUCAUUGAGAAUACCCCCUUGACCACACCUAUUAUUCUUAUUCUGCUGAAUGCCGGACCUCUCAACAUCUCCUUUGCUGACCGCGAUCCCAGAGUCUCCGCCAUCGUAGAGUGCUUCCUUCCCGCACAGGCGACCGGAAGUGCUAUCAGGCGAACGAUUAUCAACCUCGGUGAUGGAGCUGGACCUGCUGGCAGGCUGCCAUUCACCUGGCCCCUCCUAGCUUCUCAGCUGCCUGACAUGGUCAACUACUCUAUGGACGGGAGAACUUACCGCUACUUCAAAGGCGAUCCGCUCUAUCCCUUUGGUUACGGCCUAUCCUACUCCUUCUUCUUUUACUCUGGGCUCUCUGUCCCGGCCUCCAUCAAGGCCGGUGACCCCCUGCGUGGACAGGUGCUGGUCAGCAACGUUGGAGAGGUGGACUCUGAUGAAGUGGUUCAGAUUUAUAUAAAAUGGUGGGACACAAAAUUACCUACUCCGAUCAUGCAGCUGGUAUAUUUCAAUCGUUUUAGUUUGGAAGCAGGAAAGCAGGAUUUUUUGGUAGAGUUUGAAAUCGAGGCUCAGCAGAUGGCGGUAUGGACUGACGAAGGAUGGGUGGUGCCCAACGGAACAAUGUCCGUUUACGCUGGGGGACAGCAACCAUUGCAGGCAAGAAAAGUUCCGAGCAAUGUUUUAUUCACGUAUUUUCAGAUUGACGGGUCCAAAAACCUCGGGCGGUAUUAAACUUCGCCGUUGGUAUGGAUACUGAU
Molecule: messenger RNA, 2365 nt
Organism: Pomacea canaliculata
Lineage: Eukaryota; Metazoa; Mollusca; Gastropoda; Architaenioglossa; Ampullariidae
Product: probable beta-D-xylosidase 7
Exons: 13
Coding region: 57-2339 (760 amino acids)
Biological process (GO): arabinan catabolic process; xylan catabolic process
Cellular component (GO): plant-type cell wall
Molecular function (GO): alpha-L-arabinofuranosidase activity; xylan 1,4-beta-xylosidase activity
Source: RefSeq, a predicted model, not a curated record